Trichoderma virens Gv29-8 is the source of this 6033-nucleotide messenger RNA. RefSeq lists its product as uncharacterized. The transcript is spliced from 4 exons. The record is from RefSeq and is a predicted model, not a curated record. Bases 1 to 6033 code for a protein of 2010 amino acids. Lineage: Eukaryota; Fungi; Ascomycota; Sordariomycetes; Hypocreales; Hypocreaceae. Gene Ontology annotation, cellular component: HIR complex; nucleus. Gene Ontology annotation, biological process: chromatin organization. Gene Ontology annotation, molecular function: nucleosome binding.
AUGCCCGCCUUCCAGGCCAUCAACCUUGAGCCGGAGGAAAACAACGAGGAGCAGAUCGAUACCACCAAGGAGCUUCACGUCGACGAAGCCCUCAAGCGCUUUCAGAAUGCGUUAAAGCUCCACGCGCAAGGCAUACGGUCCCGCGAGGCGGCCAGUGCAGCCUACGACGAGCUUUUUGAGUCAGAGAUAUUCAAGUAUCGAGAAGCGAGAACCGACUACGAGCGAGCGGAGCUACAGACCGAUAGCCAGGCAGCAACCUCAGCACCCGAAUCGUUUGCCGAUGGACUCGAUGUGGCCGCAGGCGGUGCCGAUGGAGUGGCUGCUAGUCUUGCACUUGCGCUUUACCUCUCAUACAAGAACUAUGGGCAAUUUUAUCUGGAUAAGCUGAAAGAUGAACGAAUUUUAAACCCUGAAUGGAGCAACAAGCUCCAGAUAUACUAUCGCAGCGACCAGGGAAAGAAUGUUCUUGACAGCUGGACUGCUGCGCUGGAUCAAGACCCCUCAGAUCCAGAGCUAUGGAGAAAAAUGGCGAGAUUUGCUGGCGCAUUGAAUAGCGGAAGAAUCAAACGAUACUGUCUGGAGGCUGCAAUAGAGCUAGAUGAUGAUCCGGCUGUAAUGGAGGUUGAACCCCCCUCUCUCGCAGAGAGCUUGGCUGGGGAGCAGCUCAAGAUGUACUUGAAUCUCCUCGGCGACGACAUGGCAUUGUCACACCCUGCCAUGGCGCCCUGGUUAAAGAAAAAUUUACCGUCAAUCUUGAAACGUCAUCUUGACCCCAUCCCGUUCUUGCCAGACCCGACUUCGACUCUCUCAGUUCCACCUGAGCUGCAGAUUAGCAAACAGCUGCUGCAAAUCGACAAUGUUGAUGAAACUAUAUCCGUGUUGAGCGAUGCGGAAUCGUCGAGCAAGAAUGUUGGGUCGUGGUCCGAUCUUGGGUUUGAGCUCAUGAAAUGUGUUGAGAGCACAAAGGAUGCUUUGGAAGUUUGCAGACUAAUCUUGCAAACAGCCAAGCAGGAUACGGAAAUGGAUGAAUUGCGAGAUGAGGCUGCCAAUGAGGGCGAGAAUGGUAUUCUUUCCGAGGGCAAAAACACUGCAGAUACAAAUGGCCACGACGAGAAAGCAUCUGCAUCGCCGCCACUCGAGUCGAAAGGGAGCCGGGCAUCCGAGACUGCGGAUGACGCUGCCAAAGGCUCUGACGGGACACAAAAGGAGUCCAACGUGCCGCAAUCAGCUAGAAAGCGAUCACAAUCUACCGCGGGACUACCAGACGGCGCCGACGAAGAGAAUGUGACUGAAAAGAGAAGCAAAAGAGUCCGCAGGAGAGCAGAAACCUCUCAGGUCGAAGAAGCCCCUGAUCCGAAUACUCUUAUAGCUAAUCAACUUCGCCCGUUUCAAGAAGCUGAUCAGCACCUCUUUACCAUGACAAAGAACUUACUCGAGACCAUUGGAGUUGAGGAUAAAGCAACGUUUGAGUACCUCGACGAGGUUCUAAACCUGUGCGUCGCAGAAGAUCGGUCGUCCAAAUUUACUCGUGUUGGGGCCAAAGACUUGCGCACGCUGAUAGCCGACUUCAAAGAGGACGUUGCCAUGGUUUUUCUUAACAAGAAAGAGCAAGCAACUUUGGGGCUCUCUUCUUUCUUGGAGCAUGCCAAGACAGGGUCUGAGGAUCAAGCCGUGAAUAUUCCUUUCAACGAAGCCAAAGGUUUGAGAGAUUUCGCAGAGAGAGUGGAGAAGAGGCAUGAGCAUAUGACAAGUGAUGAUAUUGUUUUUGAGUGGAUGAAAACGAUAAGCUCCAGCUAUACUUCCUUUAAGUGGUCAGAUAUUAUGAAGACUGCGGUGGUCCAGAUGCUGAACACGACCGACUCAUCGUUAUACAAACUGGUCUCGGAGGAGCUGCAGAAGUAUUCUUCUCCCGAAGAACUCGCUCAUCUGGAAGCCCUAAUCCCUAUGAUAUUUGAACUCUACAUUGACAUUUACGAGCGGAUCACAAACCCUAGCAGCGCCGUUGAUUAUGCAACCCGCAUGGAGACCAAAUAUCGACUUCAGCGAUGGCUGGAUUUAGCAUCAGCCUAUGUGCGCCUGAUGGACCGGCCACCAACCGACCCCCUAUGUGUCAGGUUCUUGUGGGCGUCUGUCUUGGUGUCAUCGCUCUCGGACAAUCCAGUUAGAGAGCAUAUUCUCUUGUUGUGGACAUCACUUCGUGAUUUUCUGUCGGAGUCGGAAGUAGACACAUUGGCUCUACCAAACAAUGUGGUCAUGCCAACCAUCUCUCCGGCGGCCGCAGAUCGAGAGAUAUCUAAACUUACAACCAUGGACUUUUUCCUCAGCCUUUUCCAAGAAGGGAUGGAGAGUCCGGUUCACGUUAUUGAAACCUUGGAGCCUGUUCUUAACCCUUCAUCCGUUUGUAUAUCCGUGGAGAAGCCGGACGAUUCGGCGGACUCGGAUGCAUCUUCCUCGGCCGAUCUGGACCAGCAGAAAAACAAGCAGAGUAUCUCGGAUUGUGCAACCCAAGGCAUGCGCGACCUGUGGAAAUUUCUGCGUAGCAGCAGCACUGAGCUGAGGCUGUUUCUGUGGUCACGACUUGGAGAUGCAUAUGAAGCGAUAAAGUACACAACCAAGAAGUUCUCAUGUCACCUCAGAAGCAUUGAACUUAUUGUUGCGGAUCUGGAGAGCGAAAAGUACGCCAAGCUGCCUGACGAGUCUCGCCUGCUCCUUUAUAUGAGGACUUUGAAGUCACUCGACGAAUUACUGAUCCAGGCGCUAACAUUGGCCUUGAAUGACCCCUCUGCAUUUGACAUUAUCGACGAUGAUCACCUCAAGUCAAGCUGCAGUGCUCUUGCCAAGGUGAAUUCUAUUCUUCACGUUGCAUUCUUGUGCGAAGACGAGGUCAAGAUAGGAGCCAAGACGGCACCGUCUUCAAAUUCCACUUUCCAGUCUCUCAUCACCAAAUUGCGGGAAAUGCAAGUACGCACUUGGUGUCUUCAGUUCACCAUGUUUAGAGCAGGGCUGCCUCUCCAAGAGUCCAUUGCUCCGGAAAAGGAUCUGGCCGACUUCCUCGCCGCCAUCCACCAGGUUAUUGGUCUUCGAAAAUGCUGUAAGGCGUCCAACAAGAUCUUUCUUAAAGUCAUGCGCAUGGAGCUGCUCAAGAAUAAAAAUAUUGAAAAUUGGGAAGACUAUCUGGGGCAGGUGGUCUAUGAUUUGUAUGGACUUAAACUGGGGGUUGGAGUGUGGGAAGUCCAAGAUCAUGGCUGUCCGCAUGAGAAGCUCGAGAAGCGCCAGACGAUGCAACUGGUUGAAAAGGUUAUGAUUCUAGCAAACCGCAUGCCGAUGAAGGAUCUUUUGAAGUCGGAUCUCAAGACAGCCAUUGACCAUAUGCAACAAACUAUUGGACAGCCAAAGUCUACACCACAAAUGAUUCACAACCUGCGCAACUUCACAGAACUCGUCAAAAAGCCCAUUCAUCCCCUUCGACUCUAUCAAGCGUUGGUUGGAGAAGUGUCAGUUGAUGCAGUAUCGACAAACACGCCGGAAGCUGCACUAGCAAAACACGGCUGGUUUUUCUUGCUUGGAAUGAUAGCACUGACCAAGUUUAAGGCCGUUGAUUUGAACCGACGUCAGACGCCGGGUGCAACAGAUGACCUUCGCAUUGGAGCAACCUUCCUGAGGCUACAAUUACAAUUCAGUUCAGAUAGCUGGGAGUCGUGGUUCCGGCUGGCCGAAUGCUUUGAUUACGAUCUAGACGAAGCAGUGCUAUGGACUGCCGACAAAAUGAACAAGGAUCGAGCAGAACUGGUCAAGUUUCAGAGAAAUGCAAUCCACUGUUACACGUUGGCCUUGUCGCAUUCAAGGUAUCAAGAGAUAGAAGCCACCGACGAAGAUCCGCUACAUGACUUGUACCAUAAGUUUGGAAUGCGUCUGUACGCUUCGAGUCGAGAGCCAUUUGCCAUGGAGCCAUUUCAACAUUCCGACCAGGAACGGUUCUUUAUCCAGAACAUGGGCGCUGGAACGUUCAAAAGGAUUCUACAUGAGCAGAUGACGGAGUACAAAGUAUGGAAGUUUGCUGCCAAGCUGUUCAGAAUGGCCAUAGAGCGCAAGCCUGGGAACUGGAAGAACCCAUACAUGCUGGCCAAGUGUUAUUGGAAGAUGUACCAGACGCCAGAUGAAGAUCUCGACAGCUCAGAUAGGGACACCAAGAUCGGGGUCCAAACGGUGCUCAAGGCGCUGAAAGACGCCGUCAAUGUGGCCCAUAAAGCGAGAAAAUCUCGCAACAGUGACCCUAUUCUCGAGCCGCAUUACAAGAUUGUGUCUAUAGUGCACAAACUUGUGAUGCGAGGGGAUCUACCUGCCAAAGAAGCAGCCGAACUUUUGUCGGAGCAACCCUUUGGCGUGCAAGUUAAACCGGAUGAUCACUUUGCCGCGUUCACCGAACCUGAAGACUGGGAGGAGUACAUUAUUCCGACGUUGGUGAAGCUCAAGGAGAAAGAUAAGUCUAACUGGCAGCACCGGAUUGUGGCACGCCAUGCCAAGAUUCUGUUUGAUGAGAGCAGCUUGGAACAAGCUACUGACCUCAAGGUGGCGGCACAGGCUGCUUUUGCGAUCUUGAGAGAAAAUAUGUUUACCAAGACAAUGGUUAUGAAUGUGUGGAAAUGUGACGCUGAGCGCCCGGGUCGUCACCAUGUCUUCACCGAACAAUAUGUGCGGUUUAUGACCAAUCUUCUUGUGAUAAUGUCCGACAAGACCAAUUUGGAGCAGCUGCUUCGCCGUCUCCGGAAGAAAGGCGCAGAUUUCUAUCACUUUGUCGACUUGUGGCAGUCUUGUUGCAUGGCUUAUCUGAAGCUGUUGAGAGACGCACACAAUAUCCCGCAUCCUACCGAUGAUGCAUUCAAGGCGCUGUCUACCGAGGAGUUUGAAAUCAUCAGCGAAAGGAUCACUGAGUGGGCUGCUCGCGACGAGGCAAACAUUCCAGCUUUCAUCUGCAUGAAGGAGGCUAUCGAAUUGAAGAAGCUUAAUGCCAAUCUGAUGAAGGCUGCCGGAAUUGAUGACUUGAUCAAUGAUUGCUACUCGAAGAUUUAUGUCGAUGUGGCUGGAACGUUACCAGGACAGGAACCAAGCAAGAUUAUCGAAGAGCGCAACCAAGCCAAAGAGAUUGCAGCCAAGCUUGAGGCUGCGGCUGCGGCUGCGGCUCAAGCUGAUGCCAAACCAACCAAUUCCCUCAGCAAUAUACUCAACCCCCCAAGCACUCAUGAGAGCCUCCCCGGCACUGCGACGCCGCUAGAGGGAGAGAAGUCUGAGGCAGCACCGCGGACUCGAAAGACUGGAGUCCGUAGGCCGGACGUCCUUCGUAAGGCGGAACAGGCUGUCACUCGCUCUCUGGAAAUUCCCAAGUUGGCUCUCCCAAGAAGCCGGGUUGGAAGUAUGUCAAGUGCAAAACGCGAAAGCCAAACGCCUAAUGCGGGUGCCAGUGACGCCGACAGCGACGACGAAGGGCCUGAUGCACAAGUUAGAAGAGAAGCUGGGGAAGAUACUGAUAUGCCAGACACGCAUGCAUACGAGGAAGAUGGCCAUGAUGGCCACGACGACUCCAAACUGGAGGACAAGGAAGAGCUUGAGAGCGAUGACGCGCAUAGUCUUGACGAUUCCGCUGAGGAGAGCGACCUAAGCGAUGUUCCGGAUGACUAUGAAGAGGACGUCCCACCGAGCCUGAUGUUCCCACACCUGGGACGCACUAUUCAGAGCGGCGAAACUAGUGGUGAAGACGCUGAUAGUGAAAGCGAAGGUGAUGAAGAUGAGGACGAGGACGAGGAAGAAGAAGAUGAUGAGGAGCACGGAGACGAUGAGGCUGAAGAAGCUGAAGAGGGCGAGGAGGAGCAUGAUGAAGGUGAUCACAGCAAAGAGAUGCACGAAGAUGGUGAAGAGGAAGAAGAGGAAGAUGAAGAAGAAGGCCAUGGAAAUGAACACGACGAGGACGCUGAGAUGGCAGAUCCACAUACGCCGGCUCGAGCAGAUGGGGAUGAAUCGGUAGAUAUGGGAACGUAA